Plasmodium malariae is the source of this 825-nucleotide messenger RNA. The record is from the annotation of a RefSeq genome assembly. NCBI's taxonomy places the organism in Eukaryota, Apicomplexa, Aconoidasida, Haemosporida, Plasmodiidae.
AUGGAACAAAAAAUUGUGUUGUUAUUUAUCAAAAUUUUAACGUUUAUACUUUUAACUUGGAUAUGUCACUUUUGCAGUGGAAUGGACAUUUUAAAGGAGAGUUUGAGUGAAAAAUACAAUUUUAGCAGACAUUUAAGCACUAGUAAUUAUCGAUUAUUAGCAAAAUAUAAGCAGAAAAAGGAUUCAAGUAUUGCAAAUUUUAAAGAAGAUAUUCCACAUAAAGAAUUGAAAGAAAAAAAAUAUAUAUCUAAUAAUAAAAAAGAAACAGAAAGAAAACACAAACAAUCUUGUAAAAGUUCAUUGUAUAUUGAGGAAUACGGCAAAAAUAUUGGAAAAAAUAAAUGUGGUUUAACUAAAACAAAAAAGUAUUUCGAUUUUGAGAAAAAAAUAUUUAAAGAACUUGAUUAUGAAGAUUAUGCUAAAAAUAUCAGGAAUAUUGACUAUAAGGUAUAUAAAAAGCUAGCACGUAAAAAACGAAGAAUACGAAUUGCUUUGCUUUAGCUUUUUAUCUUGAUAUUGAUACUACCCAUAUUAGAUCUUUCAUUAGAGAAAUUAGUAGGUGGUGGUUUAUUAGGUUUAUUACACUUGUUAUACCCAUCUCCAUCUGAAGCUCAGAUUGCUCCUGGUGUAGAUGGGCUUUUGGAUACACUGUUAAGCAAAGAAGGAUGGGGUAAUUUACAAAAAAUAUUUGCAUCAACUACAUUCAUUUAUGGUGUACCUUUCCUUAUAUUUGCUGUUAUAUUUGUGUUAGUGAUGAUAUAUUACUACAAAAAAGUUAUAAAAUAUGAAAAUAUUAAGUUCAGAAAAAGAUCGAAUAAAAAGUAA